Molecule: messenger RNA, 1086 nt
Organism: Colletotrichum chrysophilum
Lineage: Eukaryota; Fungi; Ascomycota; Sordariomycetes; Glomerellales; Glomerellaceae
Exons: 2
Coding region: 1-1086 (361 amino acids)
Molecular function (GO): NAD binding; oxidoreductase activity, acting on the CH-OH group of donors, NAD or NADP as acceptor
Source: RefSeq, a predicted model, not a curated record
AUGGUUCAGGUCACACAGCUCAAGGUUGCCGUCCUCGACGACUACCAGGGCGUCUCAGAACCCUACUUCAGCAAGCUCGACAAGUCGCUCUUCGACGUCACCACGUUCAAGGACACCCUCCUGCCUUACAACCACCCAGAGACUCCCGAGUACGUCAAAGAUGCUUUGGUCUCGAGACUGGAGCCGUUUGAUGUAAUUUGCACAAUGAGAGAGCGAACCCCUUUCCCCAAGGACCUCAUCUCGCGCCUCCCAAAUCUCAAGCUACUUCUCACCACCGGCCUGCGCAACAACAGCCUUGAUCUGCCCGCCUUCAAGGACCGCGGGAUCCCGGUUGCCGGCUCCGCCGACAAGGCCACCGGCAAGCAAGUUGGCACCAACUCCACGACGGAGCACUGCGUCACCCUCAUCCUCUCUCUGGCACGCAACAUCGCCUCGUCCGACGUUGCGGUCAAGUCUGGUCUGUGGCAGACCGACCUCGCGAUGGGGUUGACUGGCAAGACCUUCGGUGUCCUCGGUCUCGGCCGCCUUGGCGUCUCGACGGCGAAGAUCAUGCACCUCGCCUUUGGGAUGAAGAUCAUCGCCUGGAGCACGAAUCUCACACAGGAGGCUGCGGAUGAGAAGGCCACGAGCGCAGGACUGCCCGUCGAGGGACCCGAUGGCGAGAAGACCUUCAAGGUUGUCAGUCGAGAGGAGCUAUUCAGCACCGCCGACGUUAUCAGCGUGCACCUGGUGCUCUCGGAACGCUCUCGCGGGCUGGUCAACGCGGACGACUUGUCGAAGAUGAAGAAGACGGCGCUGUUCAUCAACACUUCCCGAGGACCACUAGUGGUUGAGAAGGACUUGCUCGAGACGUUGAAGAAGGGCGGCAUCCGCGGCUGCGCGCUGGAUGUUUUCAACCUCGAGCCCUUGCCCACGGAUAGUGAGUGGAGGACGACGGAAUGGGGUCAAGACGGACGCAGUAAGGUGCUCUUGACGCCUCACAUGGGAUACGUUGUUGAAGAGACGUUGAAUGCCUGGUACCAGCAGCAGGUGGACAACAUCAGGAGGUGGCAGGCGGGAGAUGUCCUAGUCAACGUGUUAGCUUAA